GUACGUCCAGUAGGGUUCUGAAAUUCAUCAGUUGGCACUUCGUUCUGCCUCUGGUGGCGAGCUACAUGUACUCUUCCCACUCACGGCGAUCUUGCCUACACCUGCAUUUAUAAAUCAAAACAGUUGGAGGGCUGUCCGCAUCAUAUUAAUAAGUAACCACAUAAUGCCAGUGGAGGAGAGAUCUCACAGUGAUGAGAGUGAAGCAGAAUAUUCAUCAAGCAGUAGUCAGCAGUCAAUGAAUGGUCACUCAGAAGGUGUUAUACCCAAGAGCAAGAGCUUCAAUGAAGUCGGAACUAGCAAUGGACAUCAGGCACCCCAUGACUCCCCUCCACCAAUGCCAUGGUUUGGGAUGGAUAUUGGUGGCACACUGACCAAACUUGUGUACUUUGAACCAACGGAUUUAAGUGAGGCAGAGGAAGAGAGUGAAGUUGAGACCAUCAAAAAUAUUAGAAAAUAUCUGAAAAGUAACUCAGCCUAUGGAGAAUCAGGACACAGGGAUGCACACCUUCAGAUGGAGAAGGUCCGCGUUGGAGGUCGAAUUGGCACCCUUCACUUUAUCCGCUUCCCUACAUCAGAGAUGCCAUUAUUCCUGGAGCUUUCAAAGAGCAAGGGGAUGGCCACCCUUGCUUCCACAAUCUGCGCCACAGGAGGGGGAGCCUACAAAUUUGAAGAAGAUUUUCAACGCGUGGGUAUCAGAGUGUGCUCCUGCAAUUCCUCCUGUCCCCCAGCCGAUGGACAACCUUGUUAUGAGGUGAAUUUGACCUUACACAAAUUUGACGAGCUUGACUGCCUCAUUCGGGGCAUUGAGUACAUUGAAGAUAACAAUAUGGACCGUGAAUGCUACUAUUUUCUUAACCCUCGCAAUGAAGAUAGAUGUGAAAAAGUUACUUUUGACUUUAGUAAUCCAUAUCCCUUUCUGGUGGUGAACAUUGGUUCAGGUGUGAGUAUUUUGGCGGUGGAUGGGCCUGACAACUACCGAAGAGUAUCUGGGACUAGUUUAGGUGGUGGAACAUUCUUAGGGCUCUGUUGUCUCUUGACUGGUUGCAAGACCUUUGAAGAGGCAAUUGAACUAGCUGCAAAAGGCACAAAUGAAACAGUGGACAAACUUGUGAGAGAUAUCUAUGGUGGUGACUAUCAGAGAUUCGGCUUGAGCGGCAAUAUUGUUGCUAGCAGGUAA
Penaeus indicus is the source of this 1177-nucleotide messenger RNA. It is a transcript of the gene fbl, whose product is annotated as pantothenate kinase 3-like. Gene Ontology annotation, molecular function: pantothenate kinase activity; ATP binding. The transcript is spliced from 6 exons. The record is from RefSeq and is a predicted model, not a curated record. The coding region runs from base 164 to 1177 and encodes 337 amino acids. NCBI's taxonomy places the organism in Eukaryota, Metazoa, Arthropoda, Malacostraca, Decapoda, Penaeidae. Gene Ontology annotation, cellular component: cytosol; nucleus. Gene Ontology annotation, biological process: coenzyme A biosynthetic process.